Molecule: messenger RNA, 1574 nt
Organism: Daldinia vernicosa
Lineage: Eukaryota; Fungi; Ascomycota; Sordariomycetes; Xylariales; Hypoxylaceae
Exons: 1
Coding region: 54-1073 (339 amino acids)
Source: RefSeq, a predicted model, not a curated record
AAAAAAAAAAAAAAAAAAAAAAAAAAAAAAGAUAUUUAGAACUUGGACAUUUUAUGCAGCCGGCCGUUAGCAAAAAAACAAGAGCUCAAAAACAAACACCAGCGCGACGAUUCACGAUGGCUUCUGAACUCACCUUCCCGCAAUUCGGAAAAUUGCCGUUAGAAUUACGGGAUAUGAUAUGGGGUUAUGCUCUUCCCGAGCCGAGAGUCUUUGAGGUCCUCGAUUCUCCGUCGUCGGCGCAAUCUCAAACCACGCCUUCGGGCCGUCUGAUGUUUGCCGACGUCCGUAACGAGCCGCCGCCCUCUAUAGCACGAGUCUGCCGCGAUGCCAGGCAAGCAGUUUUGCGUCGCUACAAGCCCAUCGCAUUUUCCGGAACGGUCAAACACCUGGAUCUCUGUCGAGACAUCAUCCUACUUGACUCUUACUUACAGGUGAAGAGACUGCUAAAGGUGAUUCGCCUCCUAAGCCAGAUCGAGCCUAUUCGUCGGAGCGCUACCAGGUUGGCUCUCGGUACGUCGUGGGGCUUACACACCGGGUUACACCUACGAAUGUUUCAUCGCAGCGUCCAAACGAAGCGCAACAUGGCCCGGUUUCUAGAGUAUGUAUCUAAGUUUCGCCAGCUCGAGACUAUCAUCCUUGUCGUUUACCAGCGCUCGGCCUUUGGGCUCCGGCUCAAGUGCUGCGGCCCCGAUCGCCCGCGCAGCCUACCCUGGCGCCAUUACGAUUUGUACGAAUCGUAUCAUUUCAACUUCAACGUUAACUUUAACCUCGACAACUACUGGCUGCGGCGGCCGUACCAGAGUAGGCUCGUCAGGUACGAUCCGGAGGAUGACAGAACGGAAGCAGAAAAGGUGCAGCAGUCUCAGUCUCCCUUGCCGAGGCAUUCGAAGCAGUGCGUCCACGACCCGCAACCGCGUGGAUAUCAGGUACACGACUUGAAAGGCACGUUCGAGAGCUGGCUGAAGAAAUUUGCCGAGGACGAGACCCUAGGGCCAUCGCUGAAGGUGCCGGGCUUGGAGACGGCCACUCUAACUUGGAUUUACACCGGAGUUCGCAACGAAGGUUUUUAUUGAAAGGAUUGCAUUGCAAUAUAAGCAUACGGAGCGAGGCGCUUUUAGGUUGGCUACCUAUGUAUAUGCGUAUUAUUAGACUACAUCAUCAUUGUCUUUCGGGGACGAGCUAAUAGGUACGACCAUGGUAUCAUGCAUUAUUCGAAUUACCUAAACAGGAUUAUACAUUUUUCUGCAGCAUGAUGCUGCUGCUUUUGCAUUUUAGAGUAACAAGACGAGGCAUAUAGCAACUGUAGCAUAGGCAUAGACACUAAAACCUAGAUGCAUUCAUUCGCCCUUUUUAUCACCCAGCAGAAAAGACUACCUACCCAACCUACCUAGGCAGAACUUGGGCCCGCAUACAUAGAUAGGUACCUAUGCAUAGUGGUAAUUGAGGAAAUUGUAUUACAAUUAUUUCCCAAGGCCCCGCCGAUCCACAAGACGAUCUCCGUUUUCAACCCGUUGUAGAUACCUACCUACCUACCUAGGUAUUUAUCCUGGAGAAGAACGAAUCCUGCAAGCCAC